Molecule: messenger RNA, 1515 nt
Organism: Aspergillus japonicus CBS 114.51
Lineage: Eukaryota; Fungi; Ascomycota; Eurotiomycetes; Eurotiales; Aspergillaceae
Exons: 4
Coding region: 1-1515 (504 amino acids)
Source: RefSeq, a predicted model, not a curated record
AUGUCCGACUUAGCGCGGAACACCGGACUGUACGAUUUGCCCCCUGAGACCUUCGAGUCAACCCUCACAUACCUGGACCUCGAAUCGAUCAAGGCUCUCCGCUUAGUCGACCGGAAGCUGGCCGAGAAGUGCAUCGGGCCCCGAUUCCUAAGGUGCAUCCAACAGCCUGUUCUCGAUGUCUCACCGCAGAGUCUUCGCUCUUUGCAUGCGUUGGCGCGCAAUCCUACCCUCAGCAAGAAGAUCCACUCGCUCACAUUCCUUGCCACAACUAUGGAACUUUCCGAGUUAGACAAGAAUAUCAAAUCUGGAAAGUACGUGGCGCAGAAACUCAACGAGCUCGGAAACGUGGUUUCCAGGACCAAGGAGCCACCCAGCGAGAUGAUUGAGAUCCUACAACUUGCGCUCAACCUGUUUGGAACCUUGGAUGUCAUCCGCUUCGAUGGCGGGGUCCUCCGCGGCCGGACGGAGAGAAAGGCGCCCAAUUCUAAAGACUGGCAGCCACUCUGGGCGCGAGCCGCGCAAAUCCUCUCGUUGGUUUUGAAGGCAAUGGUGCGGAGUAGGGUCUCGGUCAAGAGCCUGGAUAUCUUUCGUGAUACAGAUAAAUGCUGCAUUCCGAUUGACAAGAUCACCGAUAUUGCAUCGAAUUUGGGCCCAGCGCAGCUGGCGAUACUCGGCAAGGAUCUGAUAUCGCUCAAGCUCAGUAUUUCUAUGGCUCUUGAGGAUUCUCUUCAAGAUGAGGAGGAGGAGGACGAGGAAGAAGAGGAUGAAGACGAGGAUGAGGAGGAAGAGAAAGAAAAAGAAGAAGAAGGAGAGGAUCCCCGGCCCGUGCUAGAGGAUGGAACACCCGGAAUAGCAUCACUAUUUCUCAAAUCUGCACCAGCUCUUCGAGAGCUGGACUUAACAUUCCGGCGUACUGCAUAUGGAGAGGAAUUAUUUCACUACUACGAUAGGAUCGUCGACAGUAUCGCUCGAGAAACCCAAUUGCCAUUGUUGGAAAGAUGUGCGUUAUCCGGAUUUGCGGUCAAAAGACAGUCCCUGCUGCUUUUUCUCCAAAAGUAUUCCGGCCUCCGCUCGUUGACGCUGCAUGAGUGUCACCUAACCACGGGGUCAUGGGCCCCGAUCUUUGCUCAUUUGGAGCGAUCGAUGCCAAGUCUCGAGAAUCUCAGCCUCGAGAAUCUGUUUGGGAGACAUACACAGAACAGGAAGUAUGCACAACCAAGGCGGCAUGCUCCAGAUCUUGGCCCCAAUCCACAGGCAGCGGAUGACGAGCAGGAGGGCAAGGGGCUGGUGGUCCUGCUGCCAAUCUGGGAUACAAAUCCGCCACCGCGUUGGACACGCUACUCGCAUUCGAACGGGUUAGCUGUGCACACCAGGGACUUCACCCGCGAGGACUUGGCCAAAGGACUGGACUCAACUUUACGCGCGUCCUUGUUGAGAUGGUUCUACGAGGUCCUGGCCAUCCCCGUCAGGCAAGCCACAACACAGCCCAUGAUUGUGCUUGCCCUCUCCCAAUAG